Molecule: messenger RNA, 2801 nt
Organism: Sycon ciliatum
Lineage: Eukaryota; Metazoa; Porifera; Calcarea; Leucosolenida; Sycettidae
Product: serine/threonine-protein phosphatase 6 regulatory ankyrin repeat subunit A-like
Exons: 18
Coding region: 123-2024 (633 amino acids)
Biological process (GO): positive regulation of transcription by RNA polymerase II
Cellular component (GO): nucleus
Molecular function (GO): transcription cis-regulatory region binding; protein binding
Source: RefSeq, a predicted model, not a curated record
CAGCUACACGGACUGCUCUAGUCCAACCAGUGUCGGAAUUCCUGGAAGCUACCCCGGCAUCACCAUCCACUUCCAUCUCUGUGGCCAGCCAAGUGCAAGACAACACAGCAGAAAGUGUAGACAUGGACGCUCCCAACAGUGCGCCGGCGGAUGGAGAUGAUCCUGAAGAAGGUUCUGAUCUGGAGGGUAGAGCUGUCCAGGCGGUCAGAGAUGUCCAAGACGAUGGAGCUGUAAAGGAAUAUCUUCAUCCAAGGCUGCAGACGGUCGACCGGGUGCGAUUGUUUUCUGAUGCUGAUUAUGGAAAGCCUGUGCUCUCAAAUUGUCAAACGACACCUCUACAUCAUGCUGCGGCGAGUUGGUUCCCUGGUAGAAGUGUGGAGCUGUUGCUAUCCAUCGGUGCAGACCCAAACGCAAGGGAUGAGCGUCAAAAGACACCUCUACAUCAUGCUGCGAAGAGCAGGUUCUCUGGUAGAAGUGUGGAGCUGUUGCUAUCCAGCGGUGCAGACCCAAACGCAAGGGAUGAGUGUCGAAAGACGCCUCUACAUUAUGCUGCGGAGAGUGACAACUCGGGCAGAAGUGUGAAGCUCUUGCUAUCCAGCGGUGCUGACCCAAACGCAAGGGAUGAGUGUCAAAAGACGCCCCUACAUUAUGCUGCCAAGAGUGGCAAGGGUGACGAAAGUGUGGAGCUGUUGCUAUCCAGCGGUGCGGACACAAAUGCAAGGGAUGAGUGUCAAAAGACGCCUCUACAUUAUGCUGCGGAGAGUGACAAGUCGGGCAGAAGUGUGGAGCUGUUGCUAUCCAGCGGUGUAGACCCGAACGCAAGGGAUAAGUGUCGAAAGACGCCUCUACAUUAUGCUGCGGAGAGUGACAAGUUGGGCAGAAGGGUGAAGCUCUUGCUAUCCAGCGGUGCAGACCCAAACGCAAGGGAUGAGUGUCAAAGGACACCUCUACAUUAUGCUGCGGAGAAUGGCUUUGUUAGCCGAGGUAUGGAGCUGUUGCUAUCCAGCGGUGUAGACCCAAACGCAAGGGAUGAAUGUCAAAAGACGCCUCUACAUUAUGCUGCGCAGCGUGGCUUUGAUAGCCGAGGUAUGGAGCUGUUGCUAUCCAGCGGUGUAGACCCAAACGCAAGGGAUGAAUGUCAAAAGACGCCUCUACAUUAUGCUGCGCAGCGUGGCUUUGAUAGCCGAGGUAUGGAGCUGUUGCUAUCCAGCGGUGUAGACCCAAACGCAAGGGAUGAAUGUCAAAAGACGCCUCUACAUUAUGCUGCGCAGCGUGGCUUUGAUAGCCGAGGUAUGGAGCUGUUGCUAUCCAGCGGUGUAGACCCAAACGCAAGGGAUGAAUGUCAAAAGACACCUCUACAUUAUGCUGCGGCGCGUUGUUGGAAGUCCGAUAGUGUGCAGCUGUUGCUAUCCAGCGGUGCAGACCCAAACGCAAGGGAUCAGUGGCGAAAGACGCCUCUACAUUAUGCUGCGAAGAGUGACAAGUCGGGCAGAAUGGUGGAGCUGAUGCUAUCCAGCGGUGCAGACCCAAACGCAAGGGAUGAGUGUCAACAGACACCUCUACAUUAUGCUGCUUGUUGGAAGUCCGAAAGUGUGGAGCUGUUGCUAUCCAGCGGUGCAGACCCAAACGCAAGGAAUCAGUAUCAAAAGACGCCCCUACAUUAUGCUGCGAGGAGUGGCGGGGCCAGAAGUGUGGAGCUGUUGCUAUCCAGCAGUGCAGAACCAAACGCAAGGGAUGAGAAUGGUGAGAAGCCACUACAAGCUGCUGCUAAAUCUGGACACUUAAUAGGCUGCAUUAUCCUUGUGCGAUUCGGAGCUGAUGUUGAUGCGUCCAUAUCUCAGUAUCUUCAUCCAAGGCUGCAGACGGUCGACGUGGUGCGAUUGGUUUCUGAUGCUGAUUAUGUACAUGCUGUGCUUGAUGUAAGUACUAAUUCUAGUACAAGCGUAUCUCUCCUAACUGGACCUCCAGGUUACAGCUCCUUUGGUCUACUGGGCUGUUUUGUUAGUUUACCAGGGAAACAGUAAAACUCUAUGUCAUUAAGGGGCCGUUUACGUGACAAAAAAAACUAGGGCUUAUUCAACCCUAGGCUUACGAUAAGCCCACCUUGAUUUGUCACCCAGGCGUCUUAGGUUGCGGUCACACUGCACACUUUUCAGGCAUUCGGCUGAAGACGCGCGGAAAAUGUCUGCCUUUUCCAUGGUGACGGCUGAAUUCUGCAGCUUUUCAGCCAAAAGCGAUCCGGCUGAAUUUCACAGGACGCAUUCAGCCGCAGAAUCUUGACCAUGCUUCUCAAUUGAGUUUCGAUCGAUCGUCCAAUUCUCAGCUGGACUGUCUUUCUCCCGUGGUGUUUUCACGUCCUUUUUGUUGUCCGUGCCUCUUUUGGAACAUGUGCUGGCACGGACAACACUUUUGUCGUCUAGCCACGUGAAGGCGAAGUAUACCCCCUCUCGCGACCGUGCUACACAGCAGACGACCAACCUGUUUGUUGGAGAGAAUACUUUGUUCUUUUUCUGUGGAGACGACUUGACAACUGACUCCGAAUGACAACUAACAAAAUUUAUGGCAGCUGACAAGGGAAUAAUAUCCAGGAAAAUGGUGCACUCAUCAGCACGAAAGGUACACGGGUCAGCGAUACAAUGCCGUCCCAAUGGGGACUAGGGCAGGAAGAGUGUACAAAGCGGGUAACUAAAAUCAGGGGCGUCGGAAGGUAUUUUAGUGUGGUACGGUUAGCCAUCUGAGGUACAAUUUACUCGUGGGGGAGGGGUUGCUGACCUGAAAUUUUUGGAAAUUUAGAUCCUAUA